AGCCCAAAGGGGCUGGUGGCCACCACCUAGCUUGGUAUCUUGCCUCCUAUCAAAAUGUCACAUUUAAGUGGUUUGCUUCAAAAAAUUCAGGUGGGUGUGUUGUGCAUCCGUUUGGUCCGGUGGUGGUUUAGUUUCCUUCGGAUUAUUCCUGAGCCUCCUUAGGUCCGCCCCCUCCCCCUUAGAGUAGAAUAGAUUAGGUUAUACAAUAGUUGUCGUGUCUGAAAAAAAAUAAGAAUAAAAGAAUAGUGGAGAGGUCAGAAAUAAAUUUCUAGUAACUAGGACUGUGGCAGUAGUAGUUGUAAAUGCAAGGUUUGAAGCUGUGUGGAAUCAAUGAUGCCAUUUCUGCCAGAUAACAAAACCAACGACCCUUGGAUCAUCAUUCUUCUACUGAAAAGGCUAUCCACUGCUUCUCUUUCUUCCCACUAGCAAAGUGAGCUCAACAAGCCUGGCUGCUGCUUGGCUACUGUCCGUUCAAUCUCCAGAGAAAAUUAUUUACAUAUGUACAAGUGAUCAGGCAGUUGAUAUGUGUCUAUUGCUGGUUCAUACUCAAAGCUUCUACUUAUCUUCUGUUUAUUCUUUCCCUGAUAACACCACUCACUUCUUGUUUCCUUGAAGUUUAAGGGCUUAUUCAAUUUCUCUUGCUUUUGUCAUAAAAAAAAUGGGGAUUUUUGAGGAAAAUGUAUCCGGGCUCAAAGUCCUGGAUUGUGCUCUAAGGUUGUUUCUUGUUCCUUUUAGCAUUGCAGCUAUCUGGUUAACCCUCACCAACCACCAAGACAACAGCAGCUAUGGGGAAUUGGUCUCUAGCUACUUCAUGGGGCUCAAGUACAUGGUUUACAUCAGCGCAGUAUCAGCUGGAUAUGCUCUUUUAGCUGCUGUUUCUUUGUGGGUCAGAUGUUUGGUUGGUAAAGCAUGGAUCUUCUUUGUAUCUGAUCAGGUGGUUGCAUACUUGAUGGUUACAGCGAUGGCUGCACUGGGGGAAAUUCUAUAUUUGGCAUAUAACGGUGACCAGAAGGUUACAUGGAGCGAAGCUUGUACUUCUUAUGGAAGGUUUUGCCACAGAAUGAAGCUGAUUUUGGGAUUCCAUGUUGUAGCCCUGUGGUGUUUUCUCCUCUUAGCUGUUAUUUCAGCUUAUAGGCUCUUCAGCAGAUUUGGUCCUCCUACCCUUUCUUCUAAAGAGUCUGAGGAAGAACGAACCUGAAAUCUUUUCUUUUUCUGGGUUCCAUCUCUUUUUGUUGUGUACAACUGUAGAUCAUGUCUUCUUGCCUUGUGAUCCAUAAACAAUCAAGCCAUGAUUAUCCCUCAAUUGAAUACCGGUAGGUAUUUUUGCUGGUGGAAUAGGAAAAUGGGAAAAUUACAUAGCCACUCUCUCGGCGACUGAUUUUCUGUUUAUCUCACCUCUUAUAUAUAUACGAAUGAGAAAUGCAUCCAAAGCGGACCAAA
Coffea arabica (coffee) is the source of this 1440-nucleotide messenger RNA. RefSeq names its product CASP-like protein 2D1. Lineage: Eukaryota; Viridiplantae; Streptophyta; Magnoliopsida; Gentianales; Rubiaceae. The record is from RefSeq and is a predicted model, not a curated record.